AUGAUAGGUGAGAGGAGACCUGAUAUAAUGUUUAAAAUACUCAAGGGAAUUGACAUAAUGGAAAAAGAGGAAAUGAUUACAAUCAAUACCAGUAGAACAAGAGAGCGUGGAUGGAAGGUUGAAACACAGAUAAUUCAUAGAGAUAUCCAGUCAGCCGAGCAGUCAGUCGGGAUUGGAGCAAGUCGGCCUAGUCUGAAGGCCGUCUGUAUUCGCUCGGUCAAGUUUGAACUUGAUUAUCCGAUGCAUUCUGGAGUUAUAGUGGAUUACCAGCAUACGCUCGCGCACACCACCAACUCCGACUUCUGCAGUUUCCUGGACUGGUUCCUGGAUCUGUCUCUGGACUGGUUCCUGGACUUGCCUCCGGACUGGUUCCUGGAUCUGUCUCUGGACUGGUUCCGGGACUUGCCUCCGGACUGGUUCCUGGACCUGCCUCUAGACUGGUUCCUGGACCUGCCUCUGGACUGGUUCCUGGAUCUGUCUCUGGACUGGUUCCUGGACUUGCCUCUGGACUGGUUCCUGGACUUGCCUCUGGACUGGUUCCUGGACCUGCCUCUGGACUGGUUCCUGGACCUGCCUCUGGACUGGUUCCUGGACCUACCUCUGGACUGGUUCCUGGACCUGCCUCUGGACUGGUUCCUGGAUCUGUCUCUGGACUGGUUCCUGGACUUGCCUCUGGACUGGUUUCUGGACCUGCCUCUGGACUGGUUCCUGGACCUGCCUCUGGACUGGUUCCUGGACCUGCCUCUGGACUGGUUCCUGGGCCUGCCUCUGGACUGGUUCCUGGACCUACCUCUCGACUGGUUCCAGGAUCUGUCUCUGGACUGGUUCCUGGACUUUCCUCUGGAUUGGUUCCUGGACCUCCCUCUGGACUGGUUCUUGGACUUGCCUCUGUACUGGUUCCUGGACCUGCCUCAGGACUGGUUCCUGGACCUUCGUCUGGACUGGUUCCAGGACCUGCCUCUGGACUGGUUCCUGGACCUCCGUCUGGACUGGUUCCAGGACCUCCCUCUGGACUGGUUCCAGGACCUGCCUCUGGACUGGUUCCAGGACCUGUCUCUGGACUGUUUCCUGGACAUGCCUCUGGACUGGUUCCUGAACCUGCCUCUGGACUGGUUCCUGGACCUUCGUCUGGACUGGUUCUAG
Molecule: messenger RNA, 1143 nt
Organism: Procambarus clarkii (red swamp crayfish)
Lineage: Eukaryota; Metazoa; Arthropoda; Malacostraca; Decapoda; Cambaridae
Source: RefSeq, a predicted model, not a curated record